ACUCUACGUUGGCAACAAUGCGCAAUGACAGGCCGAUUUCCAAAUGACAAGUGUAAACGAAUGUAAUUAAAUUUUAUAGAAUUAUUCUUGAAUUAAACCUGAAUUACUUGUUGUCAAGUAGAGAAGAUAACGGAUAAAUCGAUAAUAGUGUCAUUUCCUUCAAUGCACGUAAUUGUAAUGUUGCAAAAUGGAACAAUUCAAUAAAGCCAACUAACACCUCCCGACCUUCUAAGCCACCAACUAACCCUUUUUUAUAAAAUAUGAGUAAAAAGAAAGACGGUAAAAUUACAUUAGGAAUGUUAAAAGGUAAACCAGUCACCACUUCAGUUCCUACGAUUUCCAUCAAAUUUCACGCAAAUGCAGAACAGUUAGAGGAAUUGUACGCGAGCGACGAUGAACACACCAACGAUACCACGACAGCCCCCACGGGGGCGGCAGGAGUUAGUGAGCCCGAGAGUAGCCCCUUGAAGUUGCUCCCUCGUCUGGUGAAGCGGUCAACGAGUAUAGACAUCACCCCAAACCCCAAUAUUGAUGCUUCGCCCCCUUCAGACCCGUGGCGAUUUUUCUCCGAUAUCAAAGGUAAAAUAACGAAAAGUGUCGAGGAUAAAAUCACUGAAAUAAAAUCGCGCAAUCAUGAAGAAGGUUCACCGCUUCGAACCUCGAAAGUAAAAGAUAGUAAAGAAAAUUCGAGUUUGUCCGAUUCGGAGGAUUUAUCUGAGAGUAGUAUAUCGAAAACUUGUGGUAUUUUUUCGACAACUGAAGGCGCGGAAAUGUCGAGUGACGAUGAUGACACUCCCUCGAUCGAAAAGGAUCGAAAUGUGGGUUUGAGACAACGAUUCAGGUUGCUCAAGUCGAAGACAGGGGGCGCUAGAGAAGGGACAAUCAGUCGGAAGAAUUUAGCGAGUAUUUAUAGCAUAAAUAAUGAUAAAAUCGAGCAAGCUUUGCCUGAAGAAAAUGACAUUGAGAGUGCCGUGGAUGCGUUGGAAGAAAUCGGCGCGAAUUUUAAAAUUCUCAAAGAGAUUGAGCACGAUUUUGAUAAUAUUAAAAUCGACGAGGAGAAUGUUGUUAAUAUUAAGGAAGUGAGUGGUGAUGAAAUGAAGGAAAAAUCCAUUGUUUAUGCACCGGUGGGUUUUGUGGAUUUGAGAGGGAGGAAUACAAUUGAAGGAAAAAAAAAUAUUUCCACUAAAGGGUUUCACUUUAUUGCAGUUCUCUUCUUCUAUGUUUUGAUUCAUAGUUAUUCGAGUUAUUUGGCUGGUUUUUUGAUCGGUGUUUUUGUGACUUGUGUUUUUUAUUAUGUGAAAAUUUUACUCGAGACUCCGGCUAAAAGUCCGCCGAUUGCCGUUCCGACUUCUCGAGAUAUUUUGCAAAUUCCAGCAGUGAAAGAAUUUCAACCGUUGACUAAAUACGAGGGUUGGGUUAACGAAUUUCCCGAUAAUUACAACCCCCACACUUAUCACAUAAGUCAGACUCAAUCGGUGUUUUUGCGUCUGCAAGGCAAUCUCCUUCGGUUGAGUCACACUAAAUCGAAAGUGGCGAAAAGGGCGCUUUGGAACGAGCCGAAAAUCAAACCGAUUUUUACACAUCAUCGUGUUUAUAAUUUGUCUGGGGCUCAAGUGGAGUUGUUGCCUGUGGGGUUGGCGAAAAAGCGACAUUGGAGUAAGAAAUACCCAAUUUGUGUCACGUUGAAUAAGGACCAAAUGGAUUUUGUUGAAUCGCCGAUUGAGAAAAAACGGAAUCAAGGGAGUAAGAAAAAGUUCUCGAUUUUGGCACAAAGGUUUAGUAAAUUGACGGAGGAGGAGAAUGAGGAUUUUGAGGGGGAUUCGGAGAAUUCGAGGGCGAGUAGUCCCUCACCUCUCUCACCAGAUGAUUCGGAUGAUAAAUUGUUAAAUGAAGCUUUGGACGAUGCGUUGAAAGAUGAGGAAAAUGAAGGGUUACUCGACGAUGAGUUUGAUUCAAUUCCGGACGAUUGGAGUGCUCUAACACCACCAGAUGAAAGUCCAACUCAAACGAAAUUAUUUUUGUUCGGACGAACUGAUCGAGAGAAAGAAGACUGGUUUAGGAGACUUAAAGCGGCCACUCACAAAGGGGGCAACUUACCCUCAAGUGACACAAGUGAAGUUUUGACCGAAACCGACUACAUAAAAUAUAUGAUGAUUUUCAAUAAAAUUAAGGUCGAAAGUGACGUUCAGUGGAUCAACUCUUUGGUGGGACGAGUCUUUUUCGAUUGUUUGCGCGACGAGAAUUUCACUCAAGGACUCAAGGAUAAAAUCCAGAGUAAAUUAUCGUCGAUUAAGCUUCCCUAUUUCAUUGAAGGUUUAAUGGUGACUGAGCUAAAUCUGGGUAAAACCCCCCCAGUGAUCCACAAAGCCACCAAACCGAAUUUAGACGAACGCGGCUUGUGGAUCGAUCUCGAUGUAACAUACGAAGGUUUAGUCGUCUUAAUUUUACAAACAAAACUCAAUUUAAUGAAACUAAAACAGCCCCACUCGAACGAAACCACCAAAGAACGUUCAGCCAUGUUCAAUUCCGACGUGGAGGAUUCCCCCGAAAGCACCUCCGAUGAGGAAACCCCCAUUUUCCCCAAUCCUCCAACACUCGAGUCCGGUAAUACGAGUAAAAAAUUCAUCAAAAUGGUAGAUCGCAUAGCCGAAUCCAAGUUUUUCCAAGCUGCGACCGAAUAUAGAUACAUCAAGAAGGCAAUGGAAGGGGUUUCCAACACCGAUUUGCGACUCAAAGUCGAGAUUAAAGAGUUGGUGGGGACGUUAGUUUUGAAUAUUCCAUCGCCGCCUAGUGACCGGAUUUGGAUUGGGUUUAGGCCAACCCCCGAGCUGGCUCUGGGGGCGCAACCCAUCGUCGGUGAACGGAAUAUAACCUUCCUGAGGAUCACCAGUUGGAUUGAGAAGAAAUUGCGUUUGGAAUUUCAGAAAUUGCUGGUGAUACCCAACAUGGAAGACUUUAUUGUACCUGUGAUGACUCCCAAAUUACCCGAAUAAGUGAUAAUAGUACAGGGCACGCUUUCGUCUAGUCUCGAUGUGAAUAAAACCUUCAUUUUUCUAUUUUGCGUCAA
Messenger RNA from Tribolium madens (black flour beetle), 3067 nucleotides. Its product is annotated as testis-expressed protein 2. Gene Ontology annotation, molecular function: lipid binding. The coding region runs from base 261 to 2993 and encodes 910 amino acids. Lineage: Eukaryota; Metazoa; Arthropoda; Insecta; Coleoptera; Tenebrionidae. The transcript has 8 exons. The record is from RefSeq and is a predicted model, not a curated record. Gene Ontology annotation, cellular component: endoplasmic reticulum.